Conger conger (European conger) is the source of this 1861-nucleotide messenger RNA. RefSeq names its product small RNA binding exonuclease protection factor La (gene ssb). Bases 194 to 1411 code for a protein of 405 amino acids. Gene Ontology annotation, biological process: positive regulation of translation; RNA processing. Gene Ontology annotation, cellular component: ribonucleoprotein complex; nucleus; cytoplasmic stress granule. The record is from RefSeq and is a predicted model, not a curated record. The transcript has 12 exons. NCBI's taxonomy places the organism in Eukaryota, Metazoa, Chordata, Actinopteri, Anguilliformes, Congridae. Gene Ontology annotation, molecular function: RNA binding.
GUCGUUGCUUGAAGUCCCUACUAUUUCCGGGCCACGGCAGCCAUGUUGAGGCGGAAGGACGGGACCACGUGACCGCGUUCCCUUUUGGUUCUUAUACAGACCACUGAACAAACACGCUGAUUUGUGGGACAAGUGCUUGCUGCCUGAACAAGCAGUUUUGCGCGAAAAGAAGUGGGAAAAUCGCUACAUCGAAAUGGCAGAAAUGCAGGAAUUUACUCCCCUUGAAAAGAAGGUGGCUGAACAAAUCGAGUAUUACUUUGGAGACCACAAUCUUCCAAGAGACAAGUUCCUGAAGGAGCAGCUUCAGUUGGAUGAUGGAUGGGUGAAACUUGAAACCAUGAUUAAAUUUAACAGGCUCAAGUGCUUGACAACAGAUUUCAACAUUAUCAUCAACUCUCUGAGAAAAUCGAAAACUGCCCUUUUGGAAAUCAAUGAAGACAUGACAAAAAUUAGGAGAUGUCCUGAUAAACCCCUGCCAGAACUGAAUGAGGAAUAUAAAGAUGCUGUCAAACACAAGUCGGUCUACAUUAAAGGCUUUCCAACAGAAACAUCCCUUGAUGAAAUUAAGGAAUGGCUGGAUGGCAAAGGUAAAAUUGAAAGUAUUCAGAUGAGGAGAAAUCUGCAGAAGAAUUUCAAAGGUUCCAUAUUCCUCAUAUUGGACUCUGAAGAAUCCGCAAAGCAGUUUGUUGCACAUCCUGAUUUGAAAUCGUUCAAAGACAAUGAAAUGAUUGUUCUUUUGAAAGAUGCUUAUGUUACAAAGAAAAUGGAAGAACGGAAACAUCUCCGAGCGGAGGCAAAGGCCAAAGCCAAACAUGAAAAAGAGGAAAAACAGAAACUGGCAGAAGAUGAGGAAAUGAAGUCUUUGGAUGAGCAGAUGGGCUGCCUGCUAAAAUUCUCGGGUGAUCUUGAGCAGACUUCAAGAGAGGACUUUCAUGAAUUGUUUUCUGGGCAUGGUCAAAUUAAGUGGAUUGAUUUUGUUCGGGGUGCCAAGCAGGGAAUCAUUCUUUUCAAAUCAAAUGCCAGGGAAGCUCUCGACAAGGCCCAAGAAGCCAGUGAAGGAGACCUGAAAAUAAAUGGCAAAGAUGUAAAGUGGGAGGUUCUGGGUGGGGAUGUGGAAAAGGAGACUCUGAAAAAGAUGAUUGAAAACCAACAGGAGUCCCUUAACAAAAGGAAAAGCAAAGGGGGUUGGAAACCUGGAGGUCGGGGAAGAGGUGGCCGAAGAGAACGAGGUGCCAGGGAUCAGGGCAAUACACAGUACCAGGGCAGGAAGACCACAUUUGACAGCGAUGAUGAUACUGGUGAAGGAGCAACUGUGAGCCCAAAGAAAAGGGUGCUGGAAGAAGGAAAUGGGAAAGAUGUCGGGGAACCAGCUGCAAAACAAGUGAAAACUGAAAAUGGAUCUGAAAAAUAAUCUCUCCAUAUUGUUUUAAGAUUUUAUUUGAAGUGUGGAUGUAAGCAGCUUUGAAUGCAUUCCAGCUGUGGCUUCAUUAAAUGGAAAAUCGCAUGAAGUCCACCUCAAUGUCGACCUACAGUUUAAAUGUAAAGAUGGAAUGGUUACUUCUCCAUUUCUACUUGCUUUGUAAGUUUGCAAAUGCAAAACUGCGAAUACUCAACAAUAAACAAAAUUACAUGGACAGAAUCAUGAGUAUCUAAAAUGGUAGUAUCAAUGUUUCUAUGAUUCUGAGCACAUCCUCUCUGGGUGUAUUUUUCAUUUUAUUUUUUUCAGAGAUGAAUGCGAGUGUAACCAUUUCGUACAUUUUGUGUGGUCUUUCAAAUGUAGUUUCCUUGUGUACAAAUGUUUAAGGUUUUGUUCUUAAAAAAAACAAACAUUGCAUAUAAUAAAUUUUGAUCUUCAAAAGUG